This is a messenger RNA of Nylanderia fulva, 1567 nucleotides long. Its product is annotated as E3 ubiquitin-protein ligase TM129. Lineage: Eukaryota; Metazoa; Arthropoda; Insecta; Hymenoptera; Formicidae. Gene Ontology annotation, cellular component: endoplasmic reticulum; membrane. Gene Ontology annotation, molecular function: ubiquitin protein ligase activity. The record is from RefSeq and is a predicted model, not a curated record. Gene Ontology annotation, biological process: protein ubiquitination.
ACGAUAUUACCAGCAUGCAUGCAUGAUGAUCAGUGAUCACUCGAACCUAAAAUCAUCGAUUUAUAAAAAUACGUAUACCGUUUCGAUAUAAUAUAAAUAAACAGAUAUAUCAAACGUUAAAAAAUUGAAGUUGAAAUUCUGCACCAGUCUAGGUCGAAUCGAGCUGUCAUUGGAUUCUGCAGAUUUUACAGUAAUCAUCGACAUGCUCUAAAGGAAUAUAAUCACAGUGCAUCUCUAGAUAAAUCGCCGCCUGACUGUCAGGAGUCUCUUCCUAAAUGAAAAAGCGAUGUCCGCUUUAAUUUUCUACACGUUAUUUUAUCUUCUGAUGUCGGGAUGUAUCGUUUAUCCGCCAACGGAGUUCGUCUCGGCGGGGCUGACCGUGAAAGACAUUUUCGCAAGUUGGCUCGGUAGCGAGAAUGUUUUUAUUCAGUAUCAUAUUAGGAGAAGUGUAAUUACGUUACUCAUACACUCUUUGCUACCUUUAGGUUACAUUUUAGGAUUAAUUUUCUUUGGUCAUGUGGAUGCAGCGAGACUGUUCCUUAUCGGUGGAAAUUUCCUUGGGCUAUUGAUUGUUUUUUGCUGCACAAUUGGUCCGCUUUAUAUGUUGAAUAAGGUCUUUGAAUGGUCUGCACAUGACUGGGCUACACAUCCAAUAGCACGAAAUCUUUCUGUAUACAGUAAUAAUAAUUUGUCAUGGAUGUUCGUUGCCUCUGACAUUAAUGUAGAAUAUCGAAGAGUAGAUAAAAUUGUUAUUGUCACAAGUAGCAUAACUCGUAUUGUAGCAACAGACAAUUGGAUUAUUAAAAUUACACCUUAUAAAUUACAAGUGGCGCAUCAAAGUGAUGCGACCUUAAUUGUGAAUAAGAGUGAUACACAUUUAAUGUCACCCACAACGAGAGAUCAAGUUCAAUUUAUCAACAUACAGGUAAAACCCACACGUGCAAUGGCAGAAGCAUUUGACAUAAGAUUAAAUGCAUUGGAUUUUAAGGAUCUGCAAGAUAAAGUUUCGCGCCCAAUUAUCGUGCUGCAAAAUAUAACGUUCCACAGAACUUUGCUCGACAGAUUUAUCGAUACCUUCAAAGAGGAAGUCAAUAGAAAUCCAUUCUAUGAUAUUGCUUUCCAGGAAUUAGAUCAAUGCAUUGGGUGUAUGCAAGCAUCUUCAAAUAUAAAAUUGAACAGAUUGUGCAGUAGCGCCGAAAGCAGGGAAUCUGAUGGUUGUACGACAUGUUACUGUCGGCCAAUGUGGUGUAUAGAAUGUAUGGCAAAAUGGUUUGCCUCGAGACAGGAUGAGAACGCACCAGAAACGUGGUUGUCCUCCAAGUGUACUUGUCCUGUCUGCAGAGCAAAAUUUUGUAUCUUAGAUGUGUGUCAUGUAAGAACUUCGAAUCAUUAACGCUUCAAUAAUACUACAUUCUCAUAAAAUCUUUUUUCUUUUUGGAAAUAUAAUAAUUUUCAACAGAGUAACACAUUAAAUUAAUAAUUUUUAUAAAUUUUAUUCAGAUAUGUGUAGAUCACAUAUAUCUUUAGUGUGCAAUAAAGAUAACUAAAAAAUAUACAUGUGUAUGUA